AUGCUCGCUCCUACCCUCUUGGAUUGCUGGCAUGUCGGCGAUCUACAAAGGUUUCGCUCCUUACUCAAGGGCUCCCCGCCCGACAAGUCCGCCUCCACACAGCCAAGCGCCAUCCCAUCCUAUGGAGGCCACAGCGCCGCCUUCUCCAAGUCUCCACACAGCUACAAGGAUCCAUCGACGCCCUGUCCACCAGCCGAAGUGAACCGGCGCGACCAUCUCGGUCGUACAGUUCUCCAUCACAUCGCCUCCAGCUCCGAUCCAUCCUGCCUUAGCUACCUCAACGCCAUCUUGGCACACCCUAGCGUCAAUGUCAACUUGCAGGACGCAGAGAGCGGAUAUACUCCACUUCAUCGAGCGCUCUACCUCGCCAACUUGCACACCGCUAUCCUCCUCCUCCGCAGGUCCGACCUCGACCUCCGCAUCAAGGACUUUGAAGGCCUUACCGCUUUCGACCUCUACAAUUCCACCGUCGCCGGCACAAAUCCUCCACCAGAUGCUCUCUCCUUUGAACCAAACCGCCACCAUCACUCACGCACCUUGACGCAACUCUUCACAUGGGGUUCCAAUCGAAACUACAACCUCGGCCUCGGCGAUGGCGACGAUCGGCAGCUCCCAGACAAGAUCUCCCUUCGUGCCCCUUCCACAUCCAACAUCAACACGUCACACUCAAUACACCACUCCUUCCACACUUCAUUACCCGCCGGCAAAAAGUUUGACCGCAUCGGCAUCAAAGAUGUUGCCAUGGGCCGUCUCCACACCGUCAUCUUGACCGACGAAAAGGUUGCCAACGUAUGGCUCUGCGGUCUCGGCAGCAACGGUCGUCUCGGCAGGUCUCCCCAAACCCAAACCUCUUUCGAGCCGCUCAAAGACUUUACCGAUACCGCACGUUCCCUUGCCGUCGCUCAGGAUCACACCCUCAUCAUCACCGCAUCCGGCGCCGUCUACUCUUUCGGUCUCAAUCGUUUCGCACAGCUUGGAUACACCAUCGAGCACGGCCUCGGCACCGUCGCUUCCACAACCCCCAAGUUCGGAGCGGGCGCUGGCGUCACUUUCGGCCAGACCUCCGCUUCCUCUGCUCAAAACUUGGAGCUCGACAUCCAAAUCUCUCCUAGGCGAAUCGCCGGUCCGCUCAAAAAGGAGGUCGUCCUCGGCGCUGCCUGUAGCAAGCUGCACUCUGUCGUCUUCACCGCCGACGCACUCUACACCUGGGGAACCAACACCGGCCAGCUCGGCUACGACAAAAGCGCCACCGCCGUGCAGGUUCAGCCACGCAAGGUCACUGCUCUCGCCGCAGGCGCCGGCAUUCAGCAGGUCGCCGCUUCCGACUUUGGCACAGCUUGCUUAAUGCACGGCGGCGAGGUCUUUGUUUGGCACAACGACACCCACUUUCGCAUCAACUUUCCCCUCGCUCGCUUCUCCAGCAGCAUCUCAGUCUUUCGACCAAGGCAGGUUCAGCCCAAAACGCUCAUCUCGAAACUCUCGAGCAGCGGAAACACCUUUGCCGCCCUCAGCGACAUGGGCGAUCUCUUUACAUUCAAUCUCGAACACCCUUCCGAGUACGGCAACACUGCCACUCCUCCUCGAGCCGCUCCAUCCACCUCCUCAACCCCAAAGUCAUCCGCAGUGCAAUUAGCUCCCAAGCCGCAGCUUCUCUGGUCGGUACGCAGGAAAUUCACCGCCGUGCGAGACGUGGCCAUCGGCGCAGAUGGCUCCGUCAUCCUCUGCACCGAAAGCGGUCACUGCUUUCACCGUCCACGCAGGAGCGAUGCAGCAGGUGCCAAGCCCGGUGGAGGCAAAAACUUCAAGUUUCAUCAGAUUCCCUAUCUCCAGCGUGUCGUCAAGGUGGCCACAAGCGAAAGCGGGGCUCUCGCUGCCAUCAAAGCAGAUCCCAGCUUACCCGACCUACGAGUCAAGGGCAGAUCCGUUGAAGAGGCACUCUGCGAUCUGCUUCCUCACCUCAAGGUCCAGACCUUGAGUCAAGCCAUCGACCAGGAAAAAGGCAUCACAUCCAAGGUCGUUGAGAUCUCUGAAAGUCCAAGCCGUCUCGACUCGGACACCGACUCGGAGGAUGAGCGCCCUGACCCGGCCCUCAGCACCGACACGGCAAAGUAUGCCAAAAUGGCGCUCCUGAUCGUUGAGAGCCGCAAAGCGCUGGGUCGCAGGUCGAAUGGUAUCCGGGCCCUCCUCCGCUCAACUUUGCACGACCUGACCCAAACACAAACCGCACCUACCACUACAAGGCGCCAGGCUUUCUAUGGCCCUCACAACUUGACACCGCCCUUUGGCUGCGAUGCCUUUCUCAUUGCUGACGGACAUUACUUGCCUGUUCACAAGGUGAUUCUUGGAGCGCGCAUACCCUCAUUACGGACCGUGUUGCAAGAUUCGAGCGCAAAGGACAGCUUGCCACCUGGCAUCAAGCUUUCAGCGGUGCCAGCAGCGGCCGGCACAAACAAGAGCGUCUCGAUCCUGACGCUCUCCAACUGCAGCUUGAUUUCGGUCCUGUUCCUGCUCCACUACAUCUACUCGGACGAUCUCCCACCGAUCUGGGUCCCAAGUGUCGGACUAGUCAUCGACAAGGAACUCAAGGCAGCCAAGGUCGACCGCAUACGUAUUCACGAUGAGCUCCAACUCCUCUCGCAACGCCUUGGCCUCUCUGCUCUAACCACCAGCGUCCAAGCUAGCAUGCCGCGCUCGCCGGAGCCAACCCUGCGCGCAAACAUGUCGACCCUGUUCGAGUCAUUCGUAUCUAUGCAUGUUGACAAGACGCAGGAGACCAAGACCUUCAACGAUGUUUUGCUUCGUCUCGAGGAUCGCACCGUACCGGCCCACUCUGUCAUUCUGCGUAGGUCUCCCUUCUUUUCCGCCUUGUUUCAACCGCAUUGGACAGCGGCGCGCUGGGACAGCAGCAAUAUCAUCACUCUCGAUAUGAGUCAUCUGCGCUGGGAGGUCGCUCGCAUCGUCCUCAUGCAUCUCUACACCGACAACGGCGAGACGCUCUUCACCGGAUGCGACGCUGACCGUUCACUAGAGCAGUACAUGGACUUUUUGGUCGAAGUCAUGGCAGCUGCCAACGAGCUGAUGCUCGACAAGCUCAAGCUCAUCGUCAGCUCCUUACUACGGAAGCGCAUCCUCGCACACACCGUCGGUGCCGUCAUGACCGAGGCAGACUUCUACAAUGCCGAUCAGCUCAAGGACAUUACCAUGGACUACUGCACAAAAAGUAUGGAGGCUUUACUCGAAGGCGGUCGUCUUAACGAGCUCGACCACGGCAUGAUCCAAGCACUCACCGUCUACGUCCGCCACAAGCAGGACGAGAAGCUGCAUCGCAGCUUAGCACAAGAUCGUCUCGCCGCUUUGGUCGAAAAGCACCGAGAUUUCUACGACAACCUUGACAUUCCACCGCCCAGCUUGCAUCUCAUCGUCAACAAGGUCCGGCCCAAGAAGGGAACAGGGCUAGCUGCUGCCAAGUCUCCACCUCUGCUUGCCCAAGACGCGGGUCGACGCCACUCGAGCGCGCGAUUCGGCGUUGCGUCUGCGACCAGUCCUGGUGCCCUGCGACCUGUCACUGCUGGUAUUAUGCAGCGAUCCAUGGCCGACGAUACCUCCGAAGUCUUUUCCAUGGACGACGACGAUUUCACUACGCCCAGAAAGUAUCCUAGCGCCCGCCCGCACGGUUCGCCGUGGGCUGUGCUUCCGCAGGUUGCACAUCUCAGCCUUGAUGACUCCAUGGACAAGAGUGCACCGUCACGGCCGUGGAAAUCUCGUACCGUCGAGGCUGAAAGAAAGCAAGCGGGGGUAAAUCCUUCAAUGUCGCCUGCGCUCCGUCCUGCGGAUGCGCCCACAGACCUUCGCAGCAUCAUAGCCAGGGAGCAGAAGCGUCAGCAGCAGCAGUCCGUAGUGCCUCACAUUUCUAAUGCGACUACACCAAGUGGCUCGGGCACUUGCACUCCUGUACACAAAUCAGCGACGCCAGGCUUUGAGCUCUCUCCUAUCAGCAUCGCCAACGCUCGCCUUUCGCAAAAGGAGCGAAAGAGGCAGCAACAGGAGGCUGGUCUAGCAGCAGCAGCAGCUGCACAGGCACAGCCUAUUGUUGCACGCAGGGGAAGCGUUUCGUCGCCCUGGAAGCUGGCCGCUGCCGGUUCGUCUCCGCCCGACAAGACCACAGCAUCGUCACCAUGGAGUAGGAAAGCCGCCGCAACCACCGCUAUGGCGCUAGAGAGCUCUCACGAGGGUACGCCGCCCUUGACGACGACGUUUAGCAGUCGACGUCCUGCAGCCCUACCUUUGCAAUCGGGUUCUGGGACAGCAACUCAUGCUACCUUUUCCGAGACUGGUGCUUCGCCUGCCAACGGACUCGGGCCGACAUACACGCCCAUGCGCAUGGGGUCCAAGUGCACACCAAAACGCAUGGGUUCAAACGAGCCGGCAUGGUCGACUCCUGCUGUAGCUCCGCCAUUGGGAAUGUACGGUACAUCGCCUUCUCCGGCACCACCGCUAGGAGCAUCGCGUGCUGCUCGACCGGAAGCUCAGCGUGGCGCAUCUUCCAACUUGUCAAGCUCGCUGCGGAAUGCGGAUGCUCAGAGCAUUGCGCGAUCGUCCUCGGAAGUGGCUCACAUUGACCAAGCAGGCUCGCUUGCUUGUACAGCACAGUUGACGUUUGCUCAGAUUCAAGAGCAGCAACGGAUGGCUGUUGAGGCAGAGCAGGAGACCAUCCGACUGGCGGCUGCGGCGCGAAAAAGCUUUAUCGACAUCCAGGAGGAGGAGCGUCAAGCAGAAGAGCGUCGCAAGGAGGAUCAAAAGCAGGCGGCAGAGUUUGAAAGGUGGUUUGCUCAAGAGUCGAAGCGGAUGCAGAAGGAGAAGAAGGCCAACAACGCUGGCGCUAAGGGUAAGGCACACAAGAAGCAAGUCAAGCAGGCAGAGCAGUCGCGGUCGCAGUCGCAGUCGCAGUCGGGCUCAAAGGCAAGUCAAGAUACUGGUCUGGCGAGUGGGGCGAAUGGCAAUUCGAGCAAAUCGAAAAAGUCGCAGCAAGCCGGCAAGAAGAGUGGCAACGAGGGGAGGCAACUCAACGGUGCUACCAGUUCCAAAGGUGCGCAAUCCAAGGGUGGGGCAAAGCAGACAUCUGGUGCUGCCAACCACGGCGAGAACGACAAGCUGUCGCAUCGGAGCAACACCAAAAGCCACAUGGGCAGUGCAGACGCAACCACGUCGAACGCACCCCCACACGCCUCCUCCGUGCAGUUACCGUCCAAGCAUCCUCCGCCAGCUCGGUCCGCACUCCUCUCCGCUGCCGCACCCACAUUCAUGCCCCGUCAAGAAUAG
Molecule: messenger RNA, 5319 nt
Organism: Mycosarcoma maydis (corn smut)
Lineage: Eukaryota; Fungi; Basidiomycota; Ustilaginomycetes; Ustilaginales
Exons: 1
Coding region: 1-5319 (1772 amino acids)
Molecular function (GO): protein binding
Source: RefSeq, a predicted model, not a curated record